Messenger RNA from Gadus chalcogrammus (walleye pollock), 2161 nucleotides. RefSeq names its product protein Niban 2-like. The record is from RefSeq and is a predicted model, not a curated record. Lineage: Eukaryota; Metazoa; Chordata; Actinopteri; Gadiformes; Gadidae.
GGGAGGAGGGUGUGUUUCGCCAGACUCAUACCAGCAGACAACUCAAGUUUGAAGCUCCUUCCCCAACUUUUAUCCGCUCCUUACUUACUCACUCCGCCUCCUACGUCCUUUAUUUGGCCACCCGUUCCAAUUCGUCACUUGGCGUUAUGUUCUAGGGCUAGGCUAGGUCAGGGUGAGAGGGACACCCGGAGGUCUGACAGCCAGAGAAAGGAACUGAGAAGAGUUCUUCUGGGUUCUCUCAGACUGCUCCGCUUUUAUUGGAAUAUAAUUUUUUUGGGGGGGACCAGGGUGUGUUUUUUCUUUCCUCACAAUGGGAGACGUCAUAUCGAGCCACUUGGAUGAGGGCAAGCGGGAGAUCAUCACAGCCCGAACAGGGGAGGUGAUGGGCCAGUUCGACGCUCUCUAUGAACAGCAGUACAGCGUGGCGCUCUUCAACAAGGUGCGCUUCGACGUCGAGGGAGGGGGCGGACCUCAGCCUCAGCUGCUCCACCGCAAGGUUCCUCUGGAGAACCGGUGUAUCUUCUCCGGGGCGUUGUUCCAGUACCUGGAGGAGAACAGGAAGUGGAGGAACCGUUUCCUCUUCAUCCCAGACUCCUACAGCAUCAACUACUAUGACAGCAAGGCGUCCCAUGACCGAGGCCUGCAGCCCAAGGGGACCCUGAGCUGUGCGGGAUACAAAGUGCUGACCUCCAUGGAGCAGUACCUGGAGCUGGUGGCCAACAGCCUACCAGGUGAGACCCUUGGGAGGGUGGGACGCGCUCCCUUCCUGAAGGUGGCGACCCAGUUCCCCCUGAUCAUCUUAGGAAGUCCAUACGGACGGCACCUCUACUUCUGCAUGUAUUUUGAAAAAAAAAAAAAAAAGUUUCACUUAAAGGUGUGACUUUGUGUUUCCUUUCUCUCGGCAGGUUUGUCAGAGGAGAGCAGGGUUCAGACCCCAGCCUUCACAGACUCUGUGCGUCUCUUCCGGCAGGCCAAGGGCCAGUACGGUACCUGGGACAUGAUGUGUGGCGGGCACCCGCAGAUCCUGUCCAACCUGGUGAUGGAGAUCCUCCUCCCAGAGAUCAGGGACCUCAUCUCCCCGCGCCUCAAAGGGAAGAUGCACGAGAGGCAGCGCAACUGGAUGUUGAUCAGUGACGCGGUGUACAGCCUGGUGCAGCGGCAGUGUGAGGCGCAGUUCCGUGCGCUGGAGCAGCGGUGCGAGGCGGGGCGCCCCCUGUUGGAGGCCUCCAUCCGCACAGACAUGGACCAGAUCAUCACCUCAAAGGAGCACGUCACCAACAAGAUCAGAGGCGUGGUGCUGUCCAAGGCGGACAAGCUGCUGAAGGUGAGCAUCCAGCCCUACAUCAGCUCCAUCCUGGAGGCGCUGAUGGAACCUACCAGCAGAGGCUUCUCGGAGGUCCGGGACGUCUUCUUCCGGGAGCUGGUGGACAUGAGCAAGAACGCCGUCAAUGAGGGCACCAAGGAGACGGUGGCAGAGCACAUGGACAAGAUCUCCAUGCUGGCGUUCCACCCGGUGAAGAUGCAGAGCUGCUACGAGAAGGUGGAGCGGCUCAGUCUGGACGGCCUGCAGCAGCGCUUUGACGUCUCCAGCCCCUCCGUGUUCGUCCAGAGAGCCCAGAUCCUCAUGAGAGAGGUGAGGAGGUCCGGGAUCAACACGAGGGCUUUUUUCAAUGGGUGACAUUUCACUUUGGAGCAGCCAAAUAUCCAAUGCUAUUAAUCAUUAGGUGAACAUCGCCCACUCUGGUGAGCUACUGCAAUUACACAAUGUGGUCACCUUGUUAACUACCUGGGGAUCAUUUCUGUUACUGUGGACCGGUUUGGUGGUGUUUGGGGGUGAUUUUAACAUGUUCAGACACAGAGAAAAAAAAAAAAGAUAGAACUACAAGCACAGGUGUGUCUCUUUAAAACAGUGUCAUUGUGGCUUCCUUUUCAGACUUUAUCCAUCUACAUUUUUUUUUUUAAAUUUAAAACUUUUUUUGGCAAAUUGUAUCAAAGGAAACUUGACUUGCAUGUUUGGAACUCAUCCAAGCUUUUCUGUGUCAAUCUUUAGGCUUCCUAAAAGAAAGGCUUUCUCCCUAAAGUGCUACUUUGCAUAAUUGUCUGCUAAGUGCCUGACAUUAGUUCUGAGUCGGACAGCGAAAAGCUUUAAUGUGUUGCUAAA